Messenger RNA from Monoraphidium neglectum, 1092 nucleotides. RefSeq lists its product as hypothetical. Lineage: Eukaryota; Viridiplantae; Chlorophyta; Chlorophyceae; Sphaeropleales; Selenastraceae. The annotation marks the transcript as partial. The record is from RefSeq and is a predicted model, not a curated record. The transcript has a single exon.
CGGCUCGCGCCUCGCGGCGGCCCUGCGGGCGGCGGGGGCGGCUUUGCGCCGCUCCCCGCGGCCCCCGGCAGCGCGCCGCCAGCGGGCGGCGGCGGCGGCGGCGGCAGUGGCAGUGGCUCCCACAGCCCGAGCGGCAGCACUUCUCUCGGCCCCCACGGCGCGUCGCCGCUCUCCCCGCAGCGCGAGGCCGCGCACGCGUCCCCCGGCGCGCCGCUGCCGCGCCCCGCGCUCUCGCCCGCGCACGCGCUCGCCGCGGCGCGCGCGGCGCGGCGCGGGCGCGACCGCGGCGGGGGGUCCCCGUGGUCGCCCGUCUCUGCGGACGAGCUGCCGCCCGCCGCCGAAAUCGCGGGCCCGGCUGGCAUGAUGACGCCACGCGCGCCGCUGCAGGCGCCCUCUCGCGUGCUCACGCCUGAGCUGCUUGCGUCGGCGUGGCCGCGGCGCAUGCAGGACGCCGCUGAGCUGGCGCUCAGCGAGGGGUGGAGCUCCCUUAGUAGCAGCAGCGUCGGGUUUACAGACAGCGCAGGCGCCGCCGCGGGGGAAGGGGGCGGUGGCGGCGGGCCGGGCAGCGCCGGCGCCACGCCCCAGAGUUGGUGGGCGGCCGUCGCGUAUCAGCAGCAGCGCGCGUCGUCCGCCGCCGCCGGCGACGGCGCGGGGAGCCCGCUGCAGCGCGGAAGCCGGCCGGCGGAGCGCGGGCCGCCGUCGCCGCCCGCCGCGGCGGCGGGCUCCCCCUUGUCGCGCCACCACGCCGCGCAAGGCACCGCCUCUCAGCUCGACGGCUCCCCUGGCUCGCCUCAAGCGGCCUCAAGCGGCCGCAACGGCCCCGCGUUUGAGGGCCCGCAGCCCCUCCCUGCCUGCGUCGGCGUAGCCGCCGCCACCGAAGAGCCUGCUGGGGACGCAGCCGAGGCGGCGGGAACUGCGGCGGCGGCGGCGGCGGCGGCGGGGGGCGCGAGCCCGAGGGCCGCGCUGCUGGGGGACGAGCAGUUGGUGUCGGCCGUGAUUGCCUCGCUGCCCGGCGUCGACGCGGCGUCCGCGCCGGUGGCCGCGGCGCUCGCGGCGCUGCGGCGCACGCGGUUCGCGCCGCCGCCGGGUUGA